AUGGGUCGGCUCCGUGGCGUCGAGCAACGCGAUCAGGUCGGUCGGGAAAUAGGGCUCGCUAUGGGCAAGGAGUUCUUCGCGGCUGAACCAGCGCCAGCUCUGCAUCACGCGCUGCUCAAGGACGGUAUGGCCCGCGCCCGCUCAUCCGCAUCGACCUCGACGCCCUCGAUGGUGCGGAACUCGACCUGCCGCCGGGCGACCUGCUGCCCGCAAUCGCGGUCGAGUCCGGUUUCCUCCACAAUUCGCGGCGCGCGGCCUCCUCAUAGCUCUCGCCCGGAUCGACCGCGCCGCCGGGCGUGCACCAGAAGGGCGGGCGAUCAUCGGGGUGAAGCGGAACAUCAGCGUCCGCCCACUCGCAUCGACCAGCAGGAUGCGUGCGGCGGGACAGGGCAGGCGAUCAUGCGGCAUCAAGCUCCGGAUAAUGGCGGAAAAUUCCAGCGAUCAGCGCGGGAUAAUCGCCCUCGAUCGCUGCCAUCCGCUUCGGGAACAUGUAGCGUAGCCCCGCGACCAUCUGGAAUAGCGAGGUGUCGACCGGCGACCAGCGCCCGCCCGCCAUCCAGUCGCGAUUCGCCAGCGCCUCCUCGAAAUAGCCGAGGAAUUUGGGGAUGCGAUCUUCACGGAACUGCGCGGCGGCGCGGGCCGCUCCGGCUUCUGUUCGUGAUAAUAGGCCAUCAUCGCGACCGGAUGGUGCACGUUAUGAACCUCCGCCACCAUGUCGCUGAUCGUCAGUUGCAGCUGGUGAAGCCACACCCGAUCCGCGUGCGGCGCGAGAUCAUGCCGCUCGGUCAACCAGUGGAGGAUGUUGGCGACCUGCGCGAUCGCCUGUCCCUCGACGCGCAAGUAAGGCGGCGCGAAAGGGCGGCGAUCACCCUUUUUCCAUAUUGGCGAGCAGCGCCUCGGCGCCCCCUUCCACGCCACGGUCGCGAUAGGGCAGACCCGCGGCCUCCAGCGUCAGCCGGACGAACUCGCCGCGUCCGGCAGGCCGGGCCAGUACCACAGGUCGCCGGGCAUAUGCUUAUUCUCCGGGGCUUUCGCGCUGAUCGCCAGCGCAUGGAUGCGCUCCGACAACAGAUCGGCGAGCGCGCGGUUCACGAGCGCUGA
Acanthosepion pharaonis is the source of this 1101-nucleotide messenger RNA. The record is from the annotation of a GenBank genome assembly. Lineage: Eukaryota; Metazoa; Mollusca; Cephalopoda; Sepiida; Sepiidae.